Nilaparvata lugens (brown planthopper) is the source of this 965-nucleotide messenger RNA. RefSeq lists its product as uncharacterized. NCBI's taxonomy places the organism in Eukaryota, Metazoa, Arthropoda, Insecta, Hemiptera, Delphacidae. The coding region runs from base 6 to 503 and encodes 165 amino acids. The transcript has 2 exons. The record is from RefSeq and is a predicted model, not a curated record.
CUCGUAUGACUGUGAUGCAUAACCCAGAUACAAGUUUGUCAGUAAUGUACUGGACUGAUCACUUUGGGCAUGACAAUGAAAUUGCUCAUUGCUCCCUUGACAAAUCAACAAGGGAUAAUCUUGCAAGGAAGCUGCAGGAUGGAGUGUCAAUGCAGCACAUCAUGGAUGACAUAAGGACACAUGGAAUAGACAACGAUCCAAGAGCACUCCUAAUUGAUAGGGUGGAUCUCCAUAACAUAAAACGCGACUACAAUAUCGAUUACUGCACGAAACUUCACAACGAUGAUGCAACAAGUAUAAAAUUGUGGGUGCAAAAGAUGGGAGAACUCAAAGAGGAUUCACCAGUUUUGAUGUUUAAAAAUCAAGGUUAUUAUCAUGCAAAACUGCAUGAUGAUGAUUUUAUUCUGAUUCUAAUGACACAUUUCCAAGCAAAUCAGAUACUUAAGUUUGGCUGUGAAAAACUUUGUGUAGAUGAUACCCACGGCACAAAUGGUUAUAAAUAAUUAAAUAAAUAAAUAAUUAUGACAUAAGUCUAACAACAUUAUUAACAGUGGAUGAAUUUGGUGCAGGCUGCCCAGUUGCUUAUUGUUUUUCAAACAAAACUGAUGAAAAUCAUAUGACUAUUUUUUUUGAGACAGUAAAAAAGAAAGUAGGAAAUGUUAAUUGUAAAACAUUCAUGUCUGAUGAUGCAUCAGCAUUCUAUUAUGCCUGGAGUAGGGUGAUGGGUCCUCCCGAACAUAAACUUUUAUGUUCAUGGCAUGUCGAUAGGUGCUGGCGUAGAAAUUUGUCAAAGGUGAAAGGGGGCACAAGUAAAAAAAACUUGGUAUAUGAAACUUUAAAGGUUUUGAUGCAAAAUCUUGAUGAAGAUAUAUUUCCAACACUAUUGGAAAAGACUACAACAGAUCUAUUGAAUGACCACGAUUGUUCUGCUUUUGCAGAAUAUUUUAUAAGGUAUUAUGCCAGUC